This is a messenger RNA of Sphaeroforma arctica JP610, 759 nucleotides long. RefSeq lists its product as hypothetical. Lineage: Eukaryota; Ichthyosporea; Ichthyophonida. The record is from RefSeq and is a predicted model, not a curated record. Bases 1 to 759 code for a protein of 252 amino acids. The transcript is spliced from 2 exons.
AUGCGCCAUAAGCGUAAUUACAAUCAAGAUAUCAGAUAUAACGGAGCACCUGAUCUUGGACACUCUGACACACAUGUGGUUGAUAUGUGCGCGAUGCUGUUUACUGAACUUACCGGUGAGAGAUUUCGCGUGCGUGCAUAUGAAGGGCCAUAUGAUCCAAACUGUAUCGGUGAACUAUAUUCAUGGCCGGAUGAUUAUGUUUCUACCGAUGAAUCAUUCGGUGUUGCUCACCUACGACAUCUGUUUGACGAUACCUUUUUGGUAAAUCUAGGAAAAAGGCUGCGUAAUACACAACUCGCCCUAACAUUUACGAUCAUCAGCAUACAGCUAGAGAACAAGGGAUGCCAUGUCUGUGUCGUGACAUGCGCACAGCUCAGAAAUGGCUGUGCGCGAGCGCAAUUCUACGAAAACAACGAGCGUUUCCAUACAACUGCUGAGACUCAAAGCGAUGUCCGACAUCUUCAUUCACAAUUGAGAAAUGAUGUUGAUGUUUCUGAACGUGUGACAGCUGAAGCAGAGGAAGCACAAGCUCACAACCGACAAGUCGAAGAGAAAGCCCAUGUAGUAGUACUGGAAGAAACCGUGAGCGAUAAUAGUAUGGCCUUUUUGCCUUCGACUAUGCAGGCCGAUGGUGCUUACAUUCCUGAGCCAGUUUCAAUGAACACUGAUAAACAUACGGCUCAACAACCAACACAGCGCCGACAGCAUCGUACACGUGGCCCUAUAAAUCCGAACCGGAAUAAUAGGAGAAAUGCUUAG